Messenger RNA from Coniosporium apollinis CBS 100218, 3642 nucleotides. RefSeq lists its product as uncharacterized. Lineage: Eukaryota; Fungi; Ascomycota; Dothideomycetes. Gene Ontology annotation, molecular function: UDP-glycosyltransferase activity; hexosyltransferase activity. The transcript has 2 exons. Gene Ontology annotation, biological process: carbohydrate metabolic process. The coding region runs from base 1 to 3642 and encodes 1213 amino acids. The record is from RefSeq and is a predicted model, not a curated record.
AUGGAGAGGCACGUUACCGGCACCAACUCCCCGGUCCUGGUAGACGAUCGCGGUUCUCCUAUCUUCCCGUCCGCUAUACCUCCGACGACUGACUUCCCUUACCCUCGCGCAACUCCGUCCUUUGCAUCCUCUAUCAAACACUCGGACACUGGCAUCAAUGGAUCCUCUGCUGUGCCCACAGACGCUAGGGAUGCAUCCCCUAACGCAACACCCGGGACAACUAGCCAGACAAUGAUCGGGUCUCCGCAACUAGACGAGAACUCCCCGACUAGCUCCAGCUCCACUACAGUCACUGCAUCUCCGCCGCCACAGCAAGCCGCUCUCGAGCAGGUCCAACCACCGCCCCCCAAGCAGCCCUCGGAGCGCAAGGAACGUCCAGGUCAUUUCUCACCAAAGAAAAGUGCCUUUGGGUUAGGUCGAGGCAAGAAGGGAAACAAUGCACAGCGUCCUGGAGUGAACAGGGAAGUUACAUACAACUUCGAUCCGUACUCUGACUCGGAUACCUCAAGCUCGAGCCCGAGCUCGAGCUCCGAUUCCGAAGAUGAGGAAUGGCAAGCGAAACAACUCGAAGGGAGGGCAAAAACGGUUCGCGGCAAGGGUGGAUGGCUGCAGAGUCCAGGAGUGCCGUCCGAGGCGGAACGCAAAGCACGCAGCAACCGGCAGCAAGGCAGGAAGGACAGCUCGAAGCCAUACUCCAGAUUCUCUAUCAAGAAUGACAUGUUCAAGACCAAGGGCCACGUUAGCAAAAAGGAUGGCAGGCUAAAGAUCUCCGUCAACGAGACCGCGAACUCAGGGUACCUAGCUAAGGCGCUUGGAGCGGGUAUCAAACACCAUCUCGGUCUCGGAAAGGAGGAAGAUAUCGACGAAGAGGAGAAUCCGGCAACUCCAUUGGAGGAGCGAGGUGACCGGCCAAACCUUGAACCGUUAGCCUCAACGGAUGUUUUCGAGAGAGGGCAGACCACGAUACCAAAGCUGAACAUAGUGGUAAUAGUCAUCGGUUCCAGAGGAGACAUCCAGCCUUUCCUGAAGAUUAGUAAGAUAUUGAAAGAGGAGUACGGCCAUCGCGUGCGCAUCGCUACGCAUCCUGCCUUCAAGGAGUUCGUCGAGCAAGAUUCUGGACUGGAGUUUUUCAGCAUAGGAGGAGAUCCGUCAGAGCUGAUGGCGUUCAUGGUAAAGAACCCAGGCUUGAUACCAAGCAUGGACACAAUACGGCAGGGUGAGAUUGGAAGGAGGAGAGCCGCAAUGUCUGAGAUGUUUGAGGGGAUGUGGAGAGCUUGUAUCAACGCUACCGAUGACGAGCAUGAUGUAGAGAACAUAAGGAUGAUGGGCGAUAAGCACCCCUUCGUCGCUGAUGCAAUAAUUGCAAAUCCAGUCUCCUUUGCCCACGUCCACAUCGCCGAACGCCUGGGUAUCCCCCUGCACAUGAUGUUCACUUUUCCCUUCACACCUACAUCCAUGUUUCCUCAUCCGCUCGCCAACAUCAAGAGAUCAAAUGUAGACGUGAGCUACACGAACUUUAUGUCCUACCCGCUCGUCGAGAUGAUGACCUGGCAGGGCCUGGGCGACUUAGUCAACAGGUUCCGCGUCAAGACGCUAGGACUUGAGCCAGUAAGCACUCUCUGGGCGCCGGGGCAGCUAUACAGGCUCAAGGUACCGUACACGUAUAUGUGGAGUCCGGCGCUCGUACCCAAACCGCCCGACUGGGGUCCGGAGAUCGACAUCUGCGGCUUUGUCUUCCUGGAACUCGCAUCCUCCUUCAAACCUCCUGAAGAGCUUACUAAAUUUCUGGAAGCGGGCGAGAAGCCUAUCUACAUCGGCUUCGGCUCUAUUGUCGUCGACGAUCCGGACGCUUUUACUCACAUGAUAUUCGAGGCGGUCAAGGAAGCCGGAGUACGUGCACUCGUGUCGAAAGGGUGGGGUGGCAUUGGCGGCGAGAAGGGCGAUCUACCGGACAACAUCUACUUACUCGACAAUACACCGCACGACUGGCUUUUCCCUCGUGUGAGGGCAGUCGUACAUCACGGCGGCGCCGGCACUACAGCUAUUGGUCUGAAGUGCGCCAAACCGACAAUGAUUGUUCCAUUUUUCGGCGACCAGCCGUUCUGGGGUGCGAUGGUAGCGGAGAAACAUGCUGGCGCGAAGAAAUGUGUACCGUACAAGAAGUUGAACAAAGACGUUCUCGUAGAGGGAAUUAGGGACUGUUUGACGGAUGAGGCUCAAGAGGGGGUGCAAAGGAUCGCGGAUUCCAUCGCGAAAGAGGGGGAUGGGGCGGCGAAUGCGGUGAAGAGUUUCCAUCGCAGUCUACCGCUGCGGGGAGAGAAGAGUAUGAGAUGUAGCGUUUUCGAGGACAGGGUGGCGGUUUGGUCGCUUAAGAAAUCGAACCUGAGACUCAGUGCGCUGGCGGCGGAGCUGUUGGUUGAGAAGAAGAAGAUCAAGUGGAGCAACCUCCGACUCAUACGCCACUACGAUUGGAACGAUUUUGACGGACCUGGAGAACCUGUCACGGGAGGUGGAGGUGCGCUUAUAGGCGCGGUGACGAGUGCAGCGAAAGGUAUUGGGCUUACGCCGGUGAAGAUGGCUCAGACGGUCAAGAAACGCAAGGAGCAUGAAGAGAAGAAGCGUCGGCGCUCCGAGAAGCAUGCCAGAGCCGUUCGUAGCAACUCCACCGGGUCCAAUAAGGGAACCUCCUCGGACAAAGACGCUUCCAAUCCUUCUGGCACCGACCGUCCCCCGGCCCAGCGGACUUUCACUCAGCUCACGCGGACCACCACCCAACUCUCCGCCGACCCUUCCGAACCUCUGGUGGAAGAACUCGCCCACGAGGCCGGCCACGGCUUUAAGAAAACGGGCGGCGCUAUUGCCAAGGCGCCCAUGGACCUCUCCCUCGCAGUCGCACAGGGCUUCCACAAUGCGCCGCGGUUGUACGGCGACGACACUGUCAGACGUCCGAUUCGCAUCUCCGGCUUCCACUCCGGCCUGCGCGCCGGCCGCGACGAGUUCGUAUACGGCAUCUACGACGGCUGGACGGGACUAGUCACGCAGCCAUACCACGCUGUCAAGAAAGGCGGCUUGCUACGCCUACCGGCUGGCAUCGGUAUGGGCAUCGGCGGCUUUGUGCUGAAGGACAUCGCUGCGUUAAUCGGGCCGAUCGGGUACUUCGCCAAGGGCAUCCACAUGGAGGUUCGGAAGAGGCAUCAGCCCACCAACUUCAUCCGCACCGCCCGCGUGAUCCAGGGCAGGAACGACCGGCGCACCCUAGAGCAAAGCCCGGACGAGAAGCGCGAAGCCGAGGAGAAAGCCCUGAAGGGCUGGCAGACGACGCUCGAGCUCCAAGCAGCGGAAAAGAAGCACAAAGAGCACACUGGCCUCUUGACCGGUCGCCGUCACCUGCACAAGAAGCGUCAAGAUUGGGCUAAGCACGGUGCCACAGAGAGCGUGGCUACGACUCGGCAUGCGAUGCGCGCCGACGAGAAGGGCGUCCCAAUGGACCGGGCGUUUGCGAGGCACAAGAAGGAGGUGCAGGCUGCGCAGAAGCCUAGGGAGCCGGUUAUGGAGGAUAGGAGGAAUAUGGAGAACAAUCCAGACAUGAUGGAGAAUGGGAGGGUGUUGAGCGAUGCGAGCGACAAUGAGCGGAGAGGAUAG